GGACCUUCCGGAUGGGUGAGAUUUUGUUUUGGCGGUUUGUUGGGUAUCUAACAAUGUAGCGUGUAAGAGAUUCCCCCCUAUCGUUUAGCGGUGAUAGAGGAUGAAGAUGCCCACGUUUACGUUUUUGUGCUCUUUAUCAUCAAAAUCCUGUCCUGACCUCCUCUAUCACUCUCCCGGUACUCACUCUUCUACUCUCGUUGCACUCUCAUUGCAAUUCGUUCAUCUCUGCCACUGUUAGUCUGUUACUCACUAACAAAGCCACCUACCUCUGGAUUUAUCGUUUCGGGCAGUCCGUCUCCAUGGCUGCCAAUUUUCCUCUCUUUAGAGCCGCACCCUCCUCUACCAAACCUGUUCGUAUCCGCAAGUUCAAUCCCACUACCCGAUUUCCCCCUUUGAACGCCAAAAGACAUCCAGUUUUACGUGGGUUAUCUACCAUCGCUUGCGCUUCUUCCAGUGGGAAGGAGCCUGACUCUGUGGACGAUGGUGUCAAGAGCGUUGAACGGCUUCUUGAACAAAAACGGCACGCAGAGCUCUCUGCCCGGAUUGCCUCGGGGGACUUCACUGUGGAGCAAUCCGGGUUUCCAUCAGUGGUGAAGGAAAGUUUGUUGAAGUUGGGGGUUCCAAGUGCGGUGCUGGAAUUUUUAUUUGGUUGGGUUGAUAACCAUGGAGAUUGUCCAAAGAUCCCGGAGGCAAAAGGAUCAAUUAGUGCCAUUAGGAAUGAGGCCUUUUUCAUCCCCUUGUAUGAACUUUACCUCAGAUACGGUGGAAUUUUUAGGUUGAACUUUGGACCAAAGUCAUUUCUAAUAGUUUCCGAUCCUUCCAUCUCAAAACAUAUAUUGAAGGAGAACUCAAAGGCUUAUUCAAAGGGUAUUUUGGCUGAAAUUCUAGAAUUUGUCAUGGGAAAGGGCCUCAUCCCUGCUGAUGGGGAGAUAUGGCGUGUUCGGAGACGUGCUAUAGUGCCAUCUUUGCAUCAGAAGUAUGUGGCUGCCAUGAUUAACCUCUUCGGACAAGCUACAGAUAGGCUUUGCAAGAAGCUAGAUGUUGCUGCAUCUGAUGGGGAAGAUGUUGAGAUGGAGUCACUUUUCUCACGUUUGACAUUGGACAUCAUUGGCAAGGCAGUGUUUAAUUAUGAUUUUGAUUCAUUAACUAACGAUACUGGGAUAGUUGAGGCCGUUUACACUGUACUGAGAGAAGCAGAAGAUCGGAGUGUUGCUCCAAUUCCAUUCUGGGAGAUUCCAAUAUGGAAAGACAUUUCACCCCGGCAAAAAAAGGUUUCUGCAGCACUCAAAUUGAUUAAUGACAUUCUUGAUGAUCUAAUAGCAAUAUGUAAGAGGAUGGUAGAUGAAGAAGAGCUACAGUUUCAUGAGGAAUACGUGAAUGAACAAGAUCCUAGUAUUCUCCACUUUCUUUUGGCAUCGGGGGAUGAUGUUUCAAGCAAGCAACUACGUGAUGACUUGAUGACAAUGCUUAUAGCUGGGCAUGAAACAUCUGCUGCAGUAUUAACGUGGACCUUUUAUCUUCUCUCCAAGGAGCCUAGAGUGAUGUCCAAGCUGCAAGAGGAGGUUGAUUCUGUUUUAGGAGAUCGGUUUCCAAGAAUUGAAGACAUGAAGAAACUCAAGUAUGCAACUCGAGUAAUCAAUGAAUCCUUGAGGCUUUACCCACAACCGCCUGUAUUAAUUCGUCGGUCACUUGUGGAUGAUGUCCUUGGGAAGUACCCCAUAAAAAGGGGUGAGGAUAUCUUUAUUUCUGUUUGGAACCUGCAUCGCAGUCCAAAGCUUUGGGAUGAGGCAGAUACGUUUAAACCUGAAAGAUGGCCUUUAGAUGGACCCAAUCCUAAUGAAACAAACCAAAACUUCAGCUACUUGCCCUUUGGUGGUGGACCGCGGAAAUGCGUGGGUGACUUGUUUGCUUCGUAUGAGAUUGUUGUAGCACUUGCAAUGCUUGUCCGCCGAUUUAACUUUCAAAUGGCACUAGGAGCUCCUCCUGUUGAGAUGACAACAGGAGCAACAAUCCACACAACAGCUGGUUUGAAGAUGACAGUCACGAGGAGAGUAAAACCUCCCAAAAUACCGGCAUUGGAGAUGCCCACAUUGCAAAUGGAUGCACCAAUCAGCCUAUCCAAAGGGGACAACACUUCGUUGGAUCAGAAAAGUGAGGUUUCUUCGGCUCAUUCCUGAUUGCUGUAGCCGUCCUACUUGCUGCUUGUAUGGGAUAGAUCCAUCUAUCUUGAAAAAGAAGAACCGGGAGAAAAAAAUAAAUAAA
This is a messenger RNA of Juglans microcarpa x Juglans regia, 2262 nucleotides long. RefSeq names its product protein LUTEIN DEFICIENT 5, chloroplastic. NCBI's taxonomy places the organism in Eukaryota, Viridiplantae, Streptophyta, Magnoliopsida, Fagales, Juglandaceae. Gene Ontology annotation, cellular component: chloroplast. Bases 300 to 2177 code for a protein of 625 amino acids. The transcript has 16 exons. The record is from RefSeq and is a predicted model, not a curated record. Gene Ontology annotation, molecular function: beta-carotene 3-hydroxylase activity; oxidoreductase activity, acting on paired donors, with incorporation or reduction of molecular oxygen; heme binding. Gene Ontology annotation, biological process: xanthophyll biosynthetic process.